AUGGCAUUGGAAUUUACUCUUCCGACAGCCUUGAUCCUGAUAGACAACCAAUCAGGCUUCUCCGACCCAAAGACAAUAUCCCAUUGGGGCACACGAUCCAACCCGAAUUAUGAAACCAACCUUCAAGCACUUCUCUCCGCAUUCCGAGUUGCAAGAUCCUCAUCUUCAACGCCGCUGGAGGUGAUGCACGUUUUUCACUCUUCCACAACUCCCGAAUCUCCGUUCCACCCCUCCAACCCUGGACAGGGUCUCCGUCCUUUAGACUUUGCCACCCCUGCCUCAGAUGGGUCGGAACCUGUCUUUUGGAAAAGUGUCAAUUCCUCUUUUAUCGGUACUGGGCUUGAAGCGCAUUUGCGUGAAAAGGGAUUCCGUCAGCUUAUCAUUGCUGGGUUGACGACUGAUCAUUGUGUUUCAACUACUGUACGAAUGGCCGCUAAUCUCGGGGUUGUGGAUCGGUAUCUUGAAGAUGGGCCUGUCCGGUUAAGAUCGGAUGGGACUCAUGAGAAUGAUCCAAAAAUCGAUAAGGGGCGUAUUGUGCUUGUUGAGGAUGCCACGGCUACCUUUGGCAAGGCUGGAAUUGAUGCGGAAACUAUUCAGAAGGUUUCUGUUGCUAGCCUCGAUGGUGAAUUUGCGGAUGUAUUUGCCACAAAGGAGGUUACUGAGGCUUUGAGCAAAAUCCAAAGCUAG
This is a messenger RNA of Penicillium crustosum, 687 nucleotides long. Its product is annotated as putative isochorismatase family hydrolase. The transcript has a single exon. The coding region runs from base 1 to 687 and encodes 228 amino acids. The record is from RefSeq and is a predicted model, not a curated record. NCBI's taxonomy places the organism in Eukaryota, Fungi, Ascomycota, Eurotiomycetes, Eurotiales, Aspergillaceae.